Coccomyxa subellipsoidea C-169 is the source of this 624-nucleotide messenger RNA. RefSeq lists its product as hypothetical. NCBI's taxonomy places the organism in Eukaryota, Viridiplantae, Chlorophyta, Trebouxiophyceae, Coccomyxaceae. The record is from RefSeq and is a predicted model, not a curated record. Bases 1 to 624 code for a protein of 207 amino acids. The transcript is spliced from 4 exons.
AUGGUGCCUCAACCCAGGGCACUGCUCGUGCUAGGCCUGCUAGCACUCGCAGUGACGGCUGAUGCACAGUACAGCAGCGGAGGCUACAGUACAGGCACCGCUUCACAGGGCUCUUCUGCCGGCUACCCCACGACUCCCAGCACCGUGACCACCGCCGGAGGGGGUUACCCGAGCUCCGGCGUCACCGGAAGGUACUCUAGUGGGGGGACCUACGGCGGCAACAGCGGCUCUACGGGCUAUUCCACCAUUGGCAGCUCCGGCAGCUCGUCGCCCCUCGACACUGCUGUGCAAGGCUCUGCCGGCACCGGCAUCGGAGUGGCACCGUCGAACGGCGUGGCGGCUGCACCGGGCGCUGGGUUGACCUACACGCCCAGCACUGGCAGGGGUGGUUCGAACAUCUAUGGCAGCAGCGGCACUCAGAGCCAGUCGGCUGGGACCAGCUCCUACCCCGCUUACUCAUCCUUCACCCCGGCUUCCUCUGCUGCCGGCCAGGCCCCCAGGUCGAGCCAGGGGACGUACGCCGCGCAGAGCCGGGACCCCUACUCGGCGAACUACUCGCCGACCACGGUCUACAUCGGCGGCUCCUCCGCCUAUGCCCCCCGCGCAGGCAAUUAUUGCUUUUAG